Molecule: messenger RNA, 1458 nt
Organism: Arachis duranensis
Lineage: Eukaryota; Viridiplantae; Streptophyta; Magnoliopsida; Fabales; Fabaceae
Product: protein FAR1-RELATED SEQUENCE 3
Exons: 6
Coding region: 333-911 (192 amino acids)
Source: RefSeq, a predicted model, not a curated record
UGACCGAAGCCAUCAUCUGAGCAAAAAUACUUCAUGCAGAAUAAUGGAAGAACAGGCAAAUUCUAUUUCCGAUACACAAAGCAGGUUUAAAGGCAAGGGAUUUGCAUGAUAGAUGGUUAGACUUUUGAAGAGGAAAAUAGUAAAACGCAGUGAUAUAUGGUUGGGAUUUUGAAGGAUUUAGAGAUAGUUACUAGUUAGUAUAAUCUGAACCGGGUUUUUGAACUCUUAAUUUUGUUAACACAUAACUUGACAUUCGGCUGAACCGGUCAUGAACAGAACAGAGAACAGUUCAAGUUGAACAGCGCUACGAAGAAGUGUGUUGAGUGGUGAGUAUGGAGCAAUCGCUGUGGGGUCAUUUGUCGCUUCUUCUGAGGGCCAACACAAAGGAAUCCGUUGAAUACAUUCUUGAAUCACUCUGGCGAACGCGAAAGUGCGGUCUCGACUCUUCAGAACGACGUGUCAUCCAAGACAUCCUCCAGCUUCAAAACGACACCGACCUCGACCCCCUUCUGGUGUGUCUUCGAAUGUUGAUUCGGAGGUGCGUGUAUGAGAACACGAGCAAGGACGAAAUCACCAAGCUCUUUCCGAAUGAAGUGUUGCCGGAACUGCAGAAGCUGUUGACGAUUCUGUUGCACAAGUUUCAGCCAUUGUGGCAACAAGAUGUGCUCAAAGAUAAGAAUGUUGUGCCUAGGUUAAAGGCAAUGACAUGGAAUAUGGCAAAUGUUGAUGAAGAUUCAACAGACCCUGCAGCUGUUAUUAAUUUGAAGCUUCAAAAUGAUUCUCAACUUCACUCUGGAGAGCUUGAUGUUAAGUUCCGGUUGGCUACGGACACUCUAGAGAUGAUGCUGAAAUCAAUGCACAGUAUUAGAGACCAAUUUUCAACCUCAGAGGAGGUACCAAAUGGCCAUUAGUAACAGUAAACCAGUGGAGUUUCACACGAGAUGUGUCAUAAAGAAUGCGAGGGAUGCAACUAUAUUGUGUUGUGUUUCUACCCAAGUUGUUAAAAGUUUUUAUUAGAUGUAAUCUUCUAUGAGAAACAGUUCAUAACAUGUUUAAUAGCGCUUCAAUGGCCAAGUGAUUAAGAGAAAUGGAAAUAAAAUUGCCAGGUCGACUCUAGACUCCCCAGACCAUUACAUGUAAAACUGUAAACAUCUGUUAGAUUUUGAGUAUAUAUAUAUGGCUGAUCCUUAAACACUCUGUACUAAGUAAAGAGUGCUGUAUUUACCAACUAAACCAAUCUUAGCUCUUCGUUUAAAUGUUUAUAUAGUCAUGCUUUUUAGAUGAGAACAUUCUAAUCUGAUACAACUUGCGUUAAUAUAACGUCAUAGUUUAAUGGAUAGAGUGGUUUCCUUCCCUUGAUGGAAGCUAUUCUAUUGCGUAAUUCAUGGAUGUGACAACCCCAUUAAUGGGAAUAUAGAAGUUUCAACUUUCAACAAAUAAAUAUGCAUACUUAAUUAC